Molecule: messenger RNA, 2243 nt
Organism: Peromyscus eremicus (cactus mouse)
Lineage: Eukaryota; Metazoa; Chordata; Mammalia; Rodentia; Cricetidae
Gene: Znf621
Product: zinc finger protein 621
Exons: 5
Coding region: 266-1525 (419 amino acids)
Biological process (GO): negative regulation of transcription by RNA polymerase II
Molecular function (GO): DNA-binding transcription repressor activity, RNA polymerase II-specific
Source: RefSeq, a predicted model, not a curated record
AGAACGUCAGGUGGUGGGGCCACGGUACCACCGAGAUGAGGCCUCCGGGCGGCCUAGAGAGGCCUGCGUGCGCUCGCGCUUCCGGGUUGGUGGUGUGGCGGGCUCUGGGGUGUAGAGGGUUCCGGCGAGUUGAUCGUCAGUUUACUGCUGGAGGUACCCGGUCACGGUGGGACCUUCUGUGCUCCCAGCCUGCCACAAGCGGACCGUCUUAUGUCUCGCUUAUCCAAAGCCGGAAGACAGAGUGCAAGAGCCAGGGACACCAGUCAUGCUUCAAACCGCUUGGCCUCAGGAGUUGGUGACCUUUGAGGAUGUGGCUGUGUACUUUACACAGAGUCAGUGGGACAGCCUGCAACCUGCGCAGAGGGCCUUGUACAGGGAUGUGAUGCUGGAGAACUAUGCCCAUGUGGCUUCUCUGGUUGAAUGUCCAGCUCCCAAACCCAUUCUCAUCUCCCAGCUGGAGAGAGGAGAAGCGCCCUGGGCCACAGAUCCCUGGGCCUCAGAGUGCCUAAGAGGCUGCAGUCCGGAUGCUGAGUCUUGGACCAAGGACGAAGAGCCCUCUUUGAAGCAGGAAGCCUCUGGAGAGAGAGCAGCCUGCAGGGUGCCCAGGGGGAGGGUGCUCAGAACGGAUGCUCAGCACUGUGCCGGUGAGGACAGCAGGACAGUGAGGCAGAUGUUCAGUUCCAAACCAAAGCUGGCCCAUCGAGGAGGCAUGAAGUGCUAUGAAUGCAAAGAAUGUGGGAAGAUCUUCAGGUUCAACUCCAAGCUGCUUCGCCACCAGAUGAGUCACACUGGGGAAAAGCCCUUCAAAUGUAAAGAGUGCGGCAAAGCAUUCAAGUUCAGCUACGAAUGCGUCAUCCACGAGAAGAAUCACCUCGGCGAGGGGCCCUAUGAGUGCAAGCAGUGUGGGAAAUGUCUGAGUUCCAACAGAUCCUUAACCCAGCACCAGAUGGUCCACAGCAGAGAGAAGCCCUAUGUCUGCCAGGAGUGCGGCAGGGCCUUCGGGAGGAGCUCGUCCUUCCUCCAGCACCAGAGGCUGCACACGGGGAAGAGCCUCUUCCAGUGCCAGGAGUGCCACAAAGUGUUUGGUUACAGGUCCCAGUUACUCAUCCACCAGCGAGUCCACACAGGGGAGAAGCCCUACCAGUGCCUGCAGUGUGGCAAGGCCUUCUCGUACAAAGUGGCUUCCCUUCAGCACCAGACAGUGCACACUGGGGAGAAGCCGUAUGCGUGCAAGGUGUGUGGGAAGGCUUUCAAGUGGUACAGGAGCUUUGCUCAGCAUCGGAAACUGCACUCCGUGGAGACGAAGCCGACUCAGGGUGAUCCAGCCUUAGCUCAGGCUCCUCUGUGGGAGCCACGUGCCUUUCCUGCAGCUGUGCCUCCCCUGGCCUUUCCUCGAGCUGUGCUGGUUCAGACUUCCAGCCCUUUGCUCAUGCUGCUGCCAGCAUCUGGAGGACCCUCCUCAUCUGCCCAGAUAACACUCAUCUUCCAGGGCCUUCCUCCGGCAGUGAAGACUUCCCCGGGUUGAAUUCCUCCUCGGCCCUCUGCAGCUUCAUCUUAGCACUUUCCUGAGUCCUUCCACCAGCAGCUGGUGCCACAUAAGCUCAUCUUGAUGAAUCCACUUGAGGACUGUGUGGGUAGAGAACAGAGCACUGGCCCCUGCACUCACAGCAAUGGCUGGGUCUGCACUGUAGGUCUGUUGGGCUUAGAGAGCUGGCAGGUUGAUUGGGAACCCCUGACUGGCCUGUUGUAAUGAGAAGCAACCUGCCUGGGGGCCAGUGAGAUGGCUUGCAAGCCAUACAGCCUGAGUUCCAUUCCUUGGGAUCCACACAGUAGAAGGAGAGAACUGACUCUCUCAAGUUUUCCUCUAACCCUCCACAUGGGCACCCUGGCACAAGUGCCACCUUACACACACACACACACACACACACACACACACACACACACACACGAGGAAGAAGCAUGCUAGGAGACAUGUAACACAUGCAGGAGUAGAGAAUUGGAAUGAGCUUCUGAUAAUGCAUUUUAGAAUUUAAUACAGAUUAUUUUUUUCAAGUUUUCUCAGUUUUGUUUUUAUGUGUGCACAUGCAUGCGAACGCAGGUGUCCUCAGAGUCCAGAAGUAGGGGUCAAGUCCCCACUUACAGGUAGUUGUAAAGAGCCUGAUAUGGGUGCUGGCGACUGAACUUGGGGUCCAGGAAGAACAGCAGGUGCCUUUAACUGCUGAGCUGUCUCUCCAGCCCCUGAC